This is a messenger RNA of Bombina bombina (fire-bellied toad), 2216 nucleotides long. RefSeq names its product MAPK interacting serine/threonine kinase 2 (gene MKNK2). Bases 254 to 1660 code for a protein of 468 amino acids. The record is from RefSeq and is a predicted model, not a curated record. Lineage: Eukaryota; Metazoa; Chordata; Amphibia; Anura; Bombinatoridae. Gene Ontology annotation, molecular function: ATP binding; calmodulin binding; calcium/calmodulin-dependent protein kinase activity. Gene Ontology annotation, biological process: intracellular signal transduction; protein autophosphorylation; peptidyl-serine phosphorylation. The transcript is spliced from 14 exons. Gene Ontology annotation, cellular component: nucleus; cytoplasm.
UAUAAGACAGCGAACCGUGGGGAUGAACCUCAGCCCUCUCAUGUAAACAGCAGCAGGAGACUCAGAGGCUGAGAGCAGUGCACCCUCACUGCAGAGCCCUACAGGGUCUCUUUCCAGCCAUCUGGGAUCUCCGUGAACCCAAAUUAUUUCUCUCAUCUCCCUCCAAAUUUCCGGUUGCAAAUUUUUGUGGCCAUUUUCUUUAUUUUUUUUACCUUUUUAAAUCGGGAUUACUUUUUCAAAUAUUUUGGCCAAGAUGGUUCAGAAGAAAAGCCCUGAGAUGAAAGGAUUUCACCGUUCUUUUAAGGGACAGAAUCCCUUUGAGAUGGUGGAUUAUGGCAUGGGAUCCAGAGAAAUGGAAUCUGUGUUCAAUUUUGACUGCCCUUCACGCCGUGAUAUUCCCUCUAGUGCCCCUAUAGACAUUCCUGAUGCCAAGAAAAGAACAAAAAAGAAAAAAAGGUGCAGAGCAACAGACAGUUUUACGGGGCGCUUUGAGGAUAUGUACCAGCUGCAAGAUGAAAUUCUUGGUGAAGGCGCAUAUGCUAAGGUCCAGUGCUGCAUUAAUCUCAUCACUAACAAAGAGUAUGCAGUAAAGAUCAUCGAGAAGCGACCAGGACAUAGUCGAAACAGAGUGUUUCGGGAAGUGGAGAUGCUAUAUCAAUGUCAGGGACAUAGUAAUGUCCUUGAGUUGAUUGAGUUCUUUGAAGAAGAGGAAAAAUUUUAUCUAGUGUUCGAGAAGAUGUGUGGCGGCUCCAUACUGAACCAUAUUCACCGCCGCAGGUAUUUCAAUGAAAGAGAGGCGAGCAUUGUGGUGCGCGAUAUAGCUGGGGCUCUGGACUACUUGCACAACAAAGGUAUAGCGCACCGGGACCUGAAACCAGAAAAUAUUCUUUGUGAAAGUCCAGACCAAAUCUCCCCAGUGAAGAUCUGUGAUUUUGAUUUAGGAAGUGGGAUAAAACUGAACAGUGACUGCUCCCCAAUAUCCACCCCAGAGCUGCUUACCCCGUGUGGUUCUGCAGAGUAUAUGGCCCCAGAAGUAGUGGAGGCCUUCAACGAAGAGGCAUCCAUUUAUGACAAGCGCUGUGAUCUGUGGAGCCUGGGGGUUAUCCUGUAUAUCAUGCUGAGUGGGUAUCCGCCAUUUGUAGGGCACUGUGGGAGCGACUGUGGCUGGGACAGAGGAGAAGCCUGUACUGCAUGUCAGAACAUGCUGUUUGUUAGUAUCCAGGAGGGAAAGUACGAGUUCCCAGACAAAGACUGGGCUCACAUCUCCUAUGGAGCCAAAGAUCUAAUCUCAAAGCUUCUGCUUCGGGAUGCCAAGAAAAGACUGAGUGCUGCACAGGUCCUGCAGCAUCCAUGGGUGCAGGGGUGUGCACCAGACAAUACGCUUCCAACUCCAAUUAUCCUACAGAGGAACAGCAGUGCCAAAGAUCUAACAUCAUUUGCAGCUGAAGCUGUCGCAAUGAACCGCCAGCUGAUGGAGCGUGAGGAGGAAGAGGACGGAGCGGGCUCUUCAUCUUCCUCCUGCCCCAUUGUGGUGAAAGCUACCUCUUGUUCCAUGCAACUUUCCCCACCUUCUGAGUCAAAGCUGGCCAAGCGGAGGCAAGGAAGCAGAGGUGGUAUUUCCCCUACCAGCACAGCACCCAUUAUCACUGUCAGUGACUGAGGACCCCACCCAACUGCUAAGAAUUCCAUUUUUGGUAGAUGUAUGUAAAUCCACAUCUGGAAUUGAAUGGCUUCCUGGAGUCUUUACACUUCUUGCCCCGUUUACUGCAGGGCAUCAAUCAAGGGAUGAUUUAGGGGUGAACACAAUGCUUUUUUUCCCUUGUAUGAUAUUCAGAACUUUUAAAGGUGUCAGUACUUAGGAAUUUUUUUUUUUAAACCUGUAUUUAGGUUUUGUUUCCAUCUAUCUGGUUCUGAUUUUGCAUUAACCUUCUUUUUUUUUCUUUCUUUUAAUCACGCAAAGAAAAAUUUUAUUCCUAUAAUCUCAUUUAUAGGACUGAAUCUGCUUUAAAGAGAUUUAACAUAAGCAUGCAAAAGCGAAAUGGGAAACCACAGCUUAAAGUGUAAUCGCUUAGCAUUUAAGGUUUACACCCUUUUAAAGAUUGUGCUCAUUGGAAGUUAUUUCUCUGAUUCCACCAGUCUCAAAAUGGUUUAUGGCUUGUGGGAAUUCCCCCAAAUCUUAAAAUUUCUAAAAAAAAAAUUUUUUCACCCCAGCGCUA